Lolium rigidum is the source of this 2137-nucleotide messenger RNA. RefSeq lists its product as uncharacterized. NCBI's taxonomy places the organism in Eukaryota, Viridiplantae, Streptophyta, Magnoliopsida, Poales, Poaceae. The record is from RefSeq and is a predicted model, not a curated record. Bases 1038 to 1991 code for a protein of 317 amino acids. The transcript is spliced from 2 exons. Gene Ontology annotation, molecular function: protein dimerization activity.
UGGUCGCAAUGCUCGUUGCCUCGUCCGUUCCUCUCUCUCUCUUUCCGAUUUGACUAGAUUUAGCGAUUAGAAGCAAAUAGAGGGGGAAUCGGAGUGAGGUGGUGGUCUGGUGGAGCGGAGGAGGAGCAGAAGCACGACGCAGAGUCACAGACGCCGGUAGCCGGGGGCGCUGCCGCGCGGGCAUGGCUGCACCGCAUCCGCACGAGCACGGGGCUGGCUGCCGCCGGUGCGCCCCAGCGCCUACUGCCCGCGACUAGGACCGAAUCAAUCCCUUCUCUUCUGCAGUUCCCCUGCCAUUCUGCCAAGCAAACAAUAAUGGGAAAGUUCAGUCAGAGAAAAAUUGAUUUUGUCUUAAAAAGAAAAAGGGAUGGGACAAAUGAAAAUGAAGAUCCUUUGGUAGCAGCAAAUGAUAUCUUGCCCUUGCUUCAAUUGGAACAACAACAACACAAUAAUGACGAAGGAUUUCAGACAAAUGAACCGGUCACUUUUCGAGGUAUAGAGUACUUGCAGCGAGACCCUGGACUGCGCCCUCAGAUUUGGCGAUAUCCACCGGAGCAAAGAGAUUCCGUGAGGAGAGCAUAUUUGUUGUUAGGCCCUAUGCAGCCCCAUCUACAGAAAUAUAAACUUUCAGGUGAACAAGGCCAUCAACGCCGCUUCCAAUAUAACUGGUUUGGUCUCUUUCCAUCAUGGUUGGAGUACUCUGAGGAUAAACAAUGUGCAUAUUGUCUAUUUUGCUUCGUGUCUGGCAGCAAGGAGAAUACAAGAGGUGGUUCUCAUGUCUUCACGGUAGAUGGAUUUGACAAAUGGAAGAGGGUCAAUAAUGGGAAACAUUGUGCAUUCUUGACUCACAUAGGUUCCAGACCAUGCUCGCCACACAACACUGCAGUCACUAGUUGUCAAGAUUUAAUGCAUCAACCAUGCCACAUCGAAAAUGUAAUAGCGGUGAAGGACAAGGAGAAAGUAGAAAGAAAUCGCUUGCGGCUGAAAGUCUCAAUUGCUGUUGUUAAGUGGCUUGCAUUUCAAGCUUGUGCUUUUAGAUGUUUGGUGUUGUUUAUUCUGCUAUCCAAGAUAUGGCAGCUGAUGGAUCACUUGGGUCAAUACGGGCAGAUGCAGACACUUCUUUUAGCUACCUGUCAUCCUUUGAGUUCAUAUUUAUCCUAUGUUUGACAAAGGAAAUAUUUGAGAUAACUGAAAUACUUGGCCAAGCUUUUCAGAAGAAGUCACAAGAUAUUGUAAAUGCUGUUCGCCUAGUAUCCUCAACAAAAGAGUGUCUUCAAGAGCUAAGAUCAGAUGAUGGCUACCAACAAUUCAUUGACACUGUUAUUGAAUUUUGCGUAAGCCACUCCAUUGACAUUCCUGACUUUGAGGAAACAUACAUCCUGCGUGGUGGCCGUGCACGUCAUCAGCCUGAUCAGUUCACCAAGGAGCAUUACUUUCGAGUGGAAAUUUUCCGUGCAACGUUGGACACUCAACUAUUUGAAUUGAAUCGAAGGUUCAACGCGAAGGUAAUGGAUCUUUUAUCUACUAGUGCCACUUUGAUUCCUAGAAACAAAUUCAAAGGGUUCAAAGCUAGUGAUAUAUGUGAGAUGGUGAAAAAGUAUUACCCGGCAGAUUUCCCGCAAGAUAUUUAUGGAUUACAACAACAACUGAAACAUUUUGUUUUGGAUGCUUCCAAAGAUGAGGAGUUGAAGAAAAUAUCAACCUUGAUUGAUCUUUGCCGAUGCCUUGUGGAGACGGGAAGACAUAUUAUCUACAAUUUGAUUGAUAGAUUACUCCGUUUGCUUAUUACUCUUCCAGUUUCUACGGCAAGCGCUGAACGUGCAUUUUCCAGUUUGAAGAUUAUUAAAACAAGGUUGCGCAAUAAGAUGGAAGAUGAAAAUCUGGCCAAUAACAUGUUAGUUCACAUAGAGGGUGCUAUUCUGGAGGAUUACAAGUAUGAUGAUGUCAUUUUUGAUUUUAAAAGCAUCAAGGAUCGGGCAGCUGACUUGUAGUGUGUAUCUCCAUGUCUAAACACAUAUAUUGUCUAGUUAUUUUUGUGUAGCUUCUUUUGCUGUAUAGUAGUAUUACAUAUAUGGAUGCCUCUCCUGAUUUUGUAAGCACUGGGACCAAAAUGAUUUUAUUGAUGACUAAUUUCUAA